AUGAACGCAGUCACUUUCCCGGACUUGGAGACCAUCUCUCCGUAUCCCUCGUCUGCAAAUAACAUAUAUGAUCACCAUCAUCAUCCCAGCGACAGCCAGGACACCCACCCGCUAACCCUCCGCGUAUUCUCAAACCUGCUCGGUCUCAGCAUCGCCUCUGUCGUCUUCAUCUUCGCCUCCGUCGUCAUCCUCGUCGUCGGCCUCGUCGUCAUCGCGCUGCUCGUCGCCGCGCUGCUCUGCGCGGCCGCAAGCAGACGCAUUGAGUUCGGCGGAGGGAGUUCGAUCGAGGCAAAUCACAGGAUGCACGUUGCAGGAAAACAGUCGAGUAUGCAGAAAUUGAUGACAGAAAGCGCGGGCUCGAUCAUGAUCAUCAGCGAGUCUGAUGUGAUCCCAGACUACGCCAUCGGCAACCCAUCUCUCCGACACGGCUUCUCCCUCCGUCGCUCCAAGACCGGCUCCAUCAAUAAACCAAACAGCAUCUCAGACUCAAAGCCGUAUUACUACAGCGAGCUCCUGGUCAGAGAACAAAACAGGAUCUAUCUAGAACGAAUGCGUCAUCAAACCGCUACCGCCGCCGCUGCUGCUACCGCCGUCUCGUGCCUUGCGCUCUGGCUGUUGAAUAAGCGGCUGAUGAGGUAUUUCUUGGAUAUCCGCGGCAGCAAGAUCAGUGUGGUGUUCAACAAAUUUGUGGUCUCGAGGAAGAAGAUGAAUACUAUGAGUUUGGGCAGUGGGAGAGGUGAAAAGUAA
Messenger RNA from Myxozyma melibiosi, 747 nucleotides. RefSeq lists its product as uncharacterized. Lineage: Eukaryota; Fungi; Ascomycota; Lipomycetes; Lipomycetales; Lipomycetaceae. The record is from RefSeq and is a predicted model, not a curated record. The transcript has a single exon. The coding region runs from base 1 to 747 and encodes 248 amino acids.